Pistacia vera is the source of this 1014-nucleotide messenger RNA. RefSeq lists its product as uncharacterized. The record is from RefSeq and is a predicted model, not a curated record. NCBI's taxonomy places the organism in Eukaryota, Viridiplantae, Streptophyta, Magnoliopsida, Sapindales, Anacardiaceae. The transcript is spliced from 5 exons. Bases 207 to 650 code for a protein of 147 amino acids.
CGGUUUCAUUUCUCUCUAAGCCGCGAUCUUCACGUGUCUUUUCCUUUUUAUUUCAUAAUUUAUAUUUUCUGUUUCUUGUUUGUAUUCAAUUUUUUUUUCUCCUUCUCAACUUCCUUUCUCUUUCUUUGACGGUGAUUCUUGAAUUUAGUUAUUUUCAUCUCUCUCUUUCUUGGCGGCUGAGAGAUUCAUUAGAAAGAAAGAGAGAAAUGGAAGGACGAAAGCCAACUGGUUCAUCUUCUUCAUUAACCAAUGAAUUGUUUGGUUCCAAGGAAUCUUCUUCUUCCUCGGGGAUUUUUGGCUCCAUCUUUUCACCUCCUUCUAAGGUGUUAGGAAGGGAGUCUCUGCGUUCUGAAUCAAUGGAGAAAAAGCAUGAGCCCUGGAACAACAAAGCUGGAGUUCCUGGUAAUGCCUCUAAAAGUAGUGAAACUGAGAGUCAAGGCACACCAAACAAGGACGGUUCCUUUUAUCAGGAACAAAGAGUACAGCCGUGUCAUCUCAGUUCAUCAAUCUAUUAUGGUGGCCAAGACAUCUAUUCUCAGCCCCAGAAUUCACAGGCCCCUGGAAUUAACUCUAUGCUAAAAAAAGAUGGAGAAGAUGAUUCGGAGAGUGCUUCAAGAGGAAAUUGGUGGCAAGGAUCUCUCUAUUAUUAAGAGUUAACUUGCCGAAGCUUUUACAUACUUACCAACAAGGUAUCACACAUCUGAGAAAUUCACCACUUUGGAUCCUUGACUGUAUGCCAUCAACCUUUAUUGAUUUGGUUUGGAUUGCUUACUUUUGACUAUAUGCCUUCUAGCAGGUACAUAAGAAUAUAGAGUAGCAGUUUAGUCUACCUUAUAUUAUUACAUGGAAGAUAGAUAAUAGCACUCAGUUCGUUGCUCAGCUGGUCGUUAUUGCUUCCUCCAGCUGUAUAGCAACAUUGCUUAAUAGCCAGAUAGUUAUAUGGACUUUCCUGUUUUAUUGUAAAUGAUGUGAACUUGGUGUUUUUUAUGUAAAGGAUGCUUGGUUUAGACUUCA